Molecule: messenger RNA, 1849 nt
Organism: Elephantulus edwardii (Cape elephant shrew)
Lineage: Eukaryota; Metazoa; Chordata; Mammalia; Macroscelidea; Macroscelididae
Gene: CNOT8
Product: CCR4-NOT transcription complex, subunit 8
Exons: 9
Coding region: 66-944 (292 amino acids)
Cellular component (GO): P-body; CCR4-NOT core complex; CCR4-NOT complex
Molecular function (GO): nucleic acid binding; poly(A)-specific ribonuclease activity
Source: RefSeq, a predicted model, not a curated record
CAAACAUUGACUGGCUUGAACUUUAAACCUAGUCGGUAGAAGGUGACUUCUCACGUUUCUUCAGGAUGCCUGCAGCGCUUGUGGAGAACAGCCAGGUUAUCUGUGAAGUCUGGGCCAGCAAUCUAGAAGAAGAGAUGAGAAAGAUCCGAGAAAUAGUGCUGAGUUACAGUUACAUUGCCAUGGAUACAGAGUUUCCAGGUGUUGUUGUGCGACCAAUUGGUGAAUUUCGUAGUUCUAUAGAUUACCAGUAUCAACUUCUUCGGUGCAAUGUUGACCUUUUAAAAAUUAUCCAGCUGGGCCUUACAUUCACAAAUGAGAAGGGAGAAUAUCCUUCUGGAAUCAACACAUGGCAGUUCAACUUCAAAUUCAAUCUUACAGAAGACAUGUACUCCCAAGAUUCCAUAGAUCUCCUUGCUAACUCAGGACUACAGUUUCAGAAACACGAAGAGGAAGGGAUUGACACAUUACACUUCGCAGAGCUGCUCAUGACAUCGGGAGUGGUGCUCUGUGACAAUGUCAAAUGGCUCUCAUUUCACAGUGGCUAUGACUUUGGUUACAUGGUAAAGCUACUUACAGAUUCUCGUUUGCCAGAAGAAGAACAUGAAUUCUUUCAUAUUUUGAACCUUUUCUUCCCAUCCAUUUACGAUGUGAAAUACCUGAUGAAGAGCUGCAAAAAUCUUAAGGGAGGUCUUCAGGAAGUUGCCGAUCAGUUAGAUUUGCAGAGAAUUGGAAGGCAACACCAGGCGGGCUCAGACUCACUGCUGACUGGAAUGGCGUUCUUUAGGAUGAAAGAGUUAUUUUUUGAGGACAGUAUCGAUGAUGCCAAAUACUGUGGACGACUCUAUGGCCUAGGCACAGGUGUGGCCCAGAAGCAGAAUGAGGACGUGGACUCUGCCCAGGAGAAGAUGAGCAUCCUGGCCAUCAUCAACAACAUGCAGCAGUGAUGGCGGCGAGGCUCUGCGGGCGGGCUUGCCCCCAUGGUGCUGCUCACUGUGCUGACUGGGCUGUGCAUACUUGUCUCCUUCCCUGAGAGAAUGCUUUUUGAGCAAACUGUACCUACCAUCUGCACUGAGCAGAAAGACUUCUGUUUUACUGAAGACAAAAGAUGUCUUUAUUUUAGAUCGAGAAGAGGGGCGUUUGCUCUGAAUUUGUAAACAAGUCUUCCCUGUUCCUCAUCCCCAAGUCUCCAGUUGCCUCCUGUCACCAGCAUCCAUGGCUCAUUUGACACCUUUUUAAAUAUCCAGGACAAGUCAGAAACAAACUAGUAAAAUGUAUAUAACUCUUACCUGUUGUCAUUCUUUUUCUUUUUAACUUGUUGCUAAUCUCUGAUGAUGAAGAUUUCUACUGUGAGUCUCAGCUGAGCUGAGGGCUUCCAGGGAAAAUGGAACAGAAGCGUGGUCUUGUGAAGUGGUUUAUAGAUGUUCAGUCUUUUCCUUUCCUCUUAGUUCUGACCCUCUGGUGGACAUUUGCUUUUUUCACACUUUGGUUGUCUGUACAUACUUUAUGUGGAAAUGAAUUGUUCAGUGCUGAAAUAUGAAGACCAGUGAAUGAAAACUUCUUGAAGGCCAACAUCCUACUGAACCUGCUCCUCACAAGAAACUUGAGAGUGCGUAUUAAGUUACCAUUUAUAUUCUUUAAGUCUGUGCUCCAUUAUGCCACAGAUUUUCUGUCACAGGUGUAACUCAUCUGAAAGAAUUUUAAGUCUUCAUAUAAAAUAUUCCAAAUUUUAAAAUCCUCAAGGCAAUGGAUAAAAUCAGCUUUUGGAACAUAAAUCUCUUCUAUUUUCAGUGUGAUUUCAGAUGGUUGUCUGUAUUCUCUCACUGCUCCACUUUCCCUGCUUGUCCUUGCA